Molecule: messenger RNA, 911 nt
Organism: Bipolaris maydis ATCC 48331
Lineage: Eukaryota; Fungi; Ascomycota; Dothideomycetes; Pleosporales; Pleosporaceae
Source: RefSeq, a predicted model, not a curated record
CAGACGCAGCCAGACAACGAACCACCACUGCACCAUCCGUCCUUCAACACCGUCGCUGCCAUGCUCGCCCCUGCCUCCAUCUCCGCCUCUACCGUCCUGCUGCUUCUGGCUAGCGCCGCCGCCGCACAAGACGCCUCCACGACGUCGCCCGCUGCCAGCCCUACGCCCACCAGCGAGGGCGUCUUCACCAUCCAGACAUCGGUCCCGGCCGAGGACCCAUGGGCCUGCUUCGAGGAAUGCUUCAUGGAGCCUUGCCCGCCCUCGCCAUGCUCUAGUACACCUAAUGCCAGCUUGGGCACCCCCGUCCCCCUCCCCCGGCCCAUCUCAGAAUCCAUCGCCUCCAUCAUCACAGACCCUUCUCUCUCCACCGUCACCGGCUUCAUGAGCAUCCCUGCCGGCGAGACGCCCAUUUCUACUGGCGCCUCCCAAACCUCUACGCCCGCCUCUUCGUCCCAGACAGGCAGCACGGGAAGCCCAACUAGCUCUGGAGCGCCCGCAGCAACGGGCAACGCCGUGGCACUCAAUGCUAACGCCCAUCUCGCUCCGCUUGCGGCAGCCGUUGCCGGUGCUUUCGCACUGAUCUGAGCAAGCACUAUGGGAGCAUGGUAGGGCCGAGUCACGGAUUGCGCAUGUUUCCUUUACAUUCUUACUAGCACCGGCUUAGUGUCGCUCACCUGAAAACUACUCCAAGGCAACAACAAGAUUGUGAUUCUGAGGUCGAGGCAAACAUCCACAUUACAGCCAAGCUCAAACUAACUUUCCAACGGCUACUGUGCCGACUUUCAAGUUAUUGCGUCUGUAACUGUGAGCAGUGAUGGGGUUAGACUAAAAACUUUGUACGUGCCACUGUCGCACACGAGAAAUGAUUCACGGUAUAUAUAAAAUGACAUCAAAUAAAGCUUCAUGUUCAC